AUUUAGAGCAGUAUAUAUAAAUAUCACUUAUCUUUCUUUCUGUAUUUAGGGUUUUGUGGUCUCACCUGUUUACCCCCAUAAAUGGCAAAAACUUGUCGCUUUUCUCUCUCUCUCUCUCUCUACUCUCUCUCUCUCUCAUAACCUGGAUUUUGUCAUGACAAGUAAGAGAAAAAUUAUAUAUUGUUAAAUUGUAUUGAAUCAUUUGAUUGUGUGCUGGUUUAUGAAUUCCUGGGGUUCUUGAUUAUAUAUAUUUAGAGAGAGAGAGAGAGAGCAUUAAAUAAAAUAUUAAAAAAGUAAAAAGAAGAAAAAAUGGCAAGGGAGAAAAUAAAGAUAAAGAAAAUAGAGAACGUGACAGCAAGGCAAGUGACAUUCUCAAAGAGAAGAAGAGGGCUUUUUAAGAAGGCUGAAGAACUCUCUAUUCUCUGCGAUGCCGAUGUUGGUCUCAUUAUCUUCUCUUCCACCGGAAAACUCUUCGAAUACUCCAGCACCAGUAUGAAGGACAUAGUUGAAAGGCAUAACUUGCACUCGAAGAACCUUAAUAGGUUGGAGCAGCCAUCGCUCGAGCUGCAGCUAGUCGAGGACAGCACUAUCUCCUGGCUUAACAAAGAAGUGGCUGAAAGAAGCCAACAACUUAGACGCAUGAGAGGAGAGGAACUUGAUGGAUUAGGUAUUGAAGAGUUGCAUCGUCUCGAAAAAUCGCUUGAACUUGGAUUGAACCGUGUUAUGGAGAAAAAGGGGGAGAAAAUCAUGAAUGAGAUCAAUCAGCUUCAAGAAAAGGGAAGGCAACUCAUGGAAGAGAACAGACUAUUAAGACAGCAGGUGGCGGAUAUAGAAAAUAACGGGGUCGGCAAGAAAACGGUAACGACAGAAUCGGAGAAGAUGGUGUACGACGAGGAAGGGCAGUCGUCGGAAUCUGUAGCGAAUGUGUGCAACUCAGCUGGUGAACAUCCACAAGAUUAUUAUGAUUGCUCUGAUACUUCUCUUAAGCUUGGGCUGACGCCUUACAGUGGAUGAAUGCAUGUGUGCAAUGAAAUUUGGUGUCCAAUUUCAUGGAAUAAUUGAGUAUUAAUUAAGUUGAGAAAGCUAAUUCCAAAGACUGAAUUAAUUAUUGGAAAAAUAACAUUUUCCUAUGUAUCUAUAUCCUAUCUGUAUUUAUUUUAUUAGAUAUUAU
Molecule: messenger RNA, 1171 nt
Organism: Erythranthe guttata (spotted monkey flower)
Lineage: Eukaryota; Viridiplantae; Streptophyta; Magnoliopsida; Lamiales; Phrymaceae
Product: MADS-box protein JOINTLESS
Biological process (GO): positive regulation of transcription by RNA polymerase II
Cellular component (GO): nucleus
Molecular function (GO): DNA-binding transcription factor activity; protein dimerization activity; RNA polymerase II transcription regulatory region sequence-specific DNA binding
Source: RefSeq, a predicted model, not a curated record